Molecule: messenger RNA, 4719 nt
Organism: Suillus subalutaceus
Lineage: Eukaryota; Fungi; Basidiomycota; Agaricomycetes; Boletales; Suillaceae
Product: phospholipase D
Exons: 27
Coding region: 1-4719 (1572 amino acids)
Biological process (GO): intracellular signal transduction; cell motility; phosphatidic acid biosynthetic process
Molecular function (GO): phosphatidylinositol binding; D-type glycerophospholipase activity
Source: RefSeq, a predicted model, not a curated record
AUGCCAUCUGUAAACUCGGUCAACGCUGGACUCAGCGCCAGCCAUGCACAAGACGCAAAAGAGAACUCUGCAGAUUCGUCUGGACACGGCAAACAUGAUGAUGAGACCGGGAGCGUUGACUCACGGUCUUCGAUAGACCAACGCAUGAACCGCGUUGAAUCACCAGUCCCAAUGUCCCCUCCCGGAUCUCCGCUCAGGACACCGAGGGCUACACUCCCUGACACGCCCUCAAGCCGUACAGGUCCACCACGCUCCUUGUCAUUCAGCUUCUCCCACCCGAGCUCUUCAUCCGUCCCGCGUCAAACUCUUAGCAUUGGCCAGCAGGAGUACACCGAUAUUUUUGAAAAUGAUUUGGGAGAUCGUGGCAAAACCUCGUUUCAAAUUAAUUCAAGUUCGUCAAGCUUCCGGGGUGCGUUUGAGCUUAACUCUCCUCUGGGAAAACCGACCACAGAUAAGAAGGGCAAAGCAAGAGAGAGCAGUAUGUUCAACCAAUUCCAGGAUUCACCGUUAGAGGACAGGUCGAAUUCGAUGUUUCCGGAACCUUCUAACACAAUAAUUGAAGAGGAAGAAGAGAAGAUAGAGAGGAAACCCAUGUCUCGCCACCAAACAAUAGGACCUAUUCGCAAGCCCACCGACCCUCCCCCUGGGGAUCUCCAGCGCUCUCAAUCUCACCCUCCCCGAGCAGACUCCAAAAAGCCAGGAUCAUCCGCAAGAUGGGGCAAAUUACGUGGUCUCCUACCUAAUGUCAUUCGCACUGGGCAACCUGUUUCACACUCCGUGGUCACCUCAAACGAGGUGAAUAUCACGGACGAACUCAUUACGGGCGGUCUGUCCACAUUGAUGCUGCGUUUGUGGUUCGAACGCGACGAAAGGGGGCACCGGCGCAUCCCUAUCCUCCUCCAUCGUCUGCGCAUACGGAUUAGUGACAGUCUACAUCCCAUGCAAUCGCAUAAAGCUGUGUUUCGUAUCGAGUGUGAAUAUGCCAAUGGCGCAGUGCGUUGGGUGGUCUACAGGCAGCUUCGUGAUUUCUUUUCCCUGCAUGCCCAUUACACUGUGUCCAACGCGUUUCGCACUCGAAAGGAUGUAUUGCCAGAGUUUCCUCGAACUAGUCUUCCCUACUUUAAAUUCUUGAAGAAGGAAUCCAGCGGGCGUCACGUCAAACAAACUGACUUUGCUCGUUUGCAACGAGAAGCGCUGGAGGAAUAUUUGAUUACACUUAUCCGCGCCGUUAUGUUCCACCCAACCGCAAACCGACUCGCAGGCUUUCUAGAGAUGAGUGCAUUAUUCAUCACUCGUGCUCUGUCUGGCAGCGCACAAUAUAAGGCUGGAUUCCUGCGCAUUCACACAGAAGGCAAUGGGGCCGGGUUUGGACGAAAAUCAGCACGGUGGCGAGAGCGGAAGGAGGCUCGGUGUUUUAAGAUCAUUCGGCCCACACGAUACUAUCGUAAGGGUCUGCACCUCUUGCACUCAGAACCGGAGGACCGUGAAUUUCUUGUUGGCCUCAACAAGGCGGAGCAGCAGCCGCACCCACAGACUCAGACGGAAUACCCACAGGCCGAGGUCGACUGUCUCUCUGCAAUGGAUAGUAUCAAAAGUCGCCUUUCGCGGGCCUUUCGAAUCGCUAAUAGGUCGUCGCCAAAUAUUACAGCCACUACGGGUGGUGAGGUGCAGGGUAAUGGGGAUGUUACUACGGAAACAGGGCACAGGAGGACAGAGUCAGUCAGUUCUGGCAGCUCCGCAGUAUCAUCUCGUCCUGUGACACCGAUGUUGGACCCGUCUACGCAUGUGAAUCCUCUGAAGAGUAGUGGUACCGCGGAGGGCAGGGAGACACAGGGGGAGACAAACGAACAGGAUAAGAGGAAAAAGAAGAAACAGGAUGAUGUCUCAAAGCACACGUUCUAUGUCGAGAAUUCGCAGAUGCGGUUGAAGUUGUUCGCAAGAAAUGAGCGUCAAAUGUUGCAAUGGAUUACUGCCCUGGAAAAAGCCGCUGCUACGACCCCUUUCAUCGCAAAAAAUAACCGCUUCGACAGUUUUGCUCCAGUGCGAUUGAACGUCGCUGCUCAGUGGCUUGUUGAUGGGGACCAGCGCGACUACAUGUGGAAUUUGUCCCGGGCUAUCCUCAUGGCGAAAGAGACUAUCUAUAUUCAUGACUGGUGGCUAUCCCCUGAGCUGCAACUGAGGCGUCCCAAUAAACCCAGGUAUCGCUUGGAUCACCUCCUUGAGAGGAAGGCCAAGGAAGGCGUCAAGAUCCACAUAAUUCUAUAUCAGGAGGUUUCGAACCGAACUACCCCCACGGAUAGCAACUAUGCGAAGCAACGCCUCAUGUCGCUGCACCCAAACAUCAUGGUUCAACGUUCACCUUCACACUUCCAAACUGGUACAUUCUACUGGGCACACCAUGAGAAGCUCUGCGUUAUUGACGAGACUAUCGUAUUCAUGGGAGGGAUUGACCUAUGUUUCGGAAGAUGGGAUACGCCACAGCACGUCAUCAUCGAUGACGUGGAGCUAUCUACAGACAAGACCGAAAUCUGGCCAGGCAAAGACUACAGUAAUCCGCGGGUUCUUGAUUUUCAUGCGCUAAAUAAACCCUUUGAGGACAUGUAUGACAGGGCGAAGGUGCCCCGGAUGCCUUGGCAUGAUGUAGGCAUGCAAGUCGUAGGCCAGCCUGCUCGUGAUGUCGCUCGACACUUUGUUGAAAGAUGGAAUUAUUUGCUUCGGUUGAAAAACCAUUCUCGAACCAUGCCUUUCCUGCUACCUCCGCCGGAGUUUAAACCAGGAGAGCUUGUCGCAAUGGGUCUGACAGGCACAUGCGAGAUGCAAAUUUGCAGAUCAGCCGGCCCUUGGUCGCUCGGUACUUCCAAUCGAAUUGAGCAUUCGAUUCAAAAUGCAUACCUGAAAGCCAUCGAGAUGUCGGAGCACUUUGUGUACAUUGAGAAUCAAUUCUUCAUAACCUCGACCGUCGUGAAUGAUGUCAAGAUUGAGAACCGGAUUGGCGAUGCGUUGGUAGAUCGGAUCACCCGUGCACAUCGCGACGGCACUCCAUGGAAAUGUUGCAUUGUCAUUCCCCUCCUCCCUGGGUUCCCCUUUUCCAUUGAUCACAGCGACGCCAGCGCAGUUCGAAUCAUUGUCGAGUGUCAGAACCGCACUAUCUACCGUGGGCCCAAUUCGUUGUUUUCCCGACUUCGUAAAGAGGGUAUAGAUCCUGAAAAUUAUAUCUCCGUGUUUUCGCUGAGAAACUGGGCUAAAAUGCGAAACGGUGUAUUGACUACGGAGAUGUUAUAUAUUCAUGGCAAGGUUUGUAUUGUGGAUGAUCGUCUGGCAAUCAUUGGCAGCGCAAACAUCAAUGAGCGUUCUCAACGUGGCGAUCGAGAUUCGGAAAUUGCUGCAGUCAUCCGAGAUACAGACCUGAUUGACGGGACGAUGGCAGGAAAACCGUUCAGGGUCGGGCGAUUUGCGCACACCUUGCGAAUGCGGUUGAUGCGAGAGCAUGUUGGUGUGGAUGUUGACGCCAUGGUUGAACAUGAGCCUAUGCCCCAUGAGGAUAUUGAACCUGACUAUGAACAAGAGCGGGACCCAGAAUCGGAGCAAGAGCCUGGUGGUCGCGAUGUUACUCAAGCCAAGCAUAUGACUCCCAUGCGUGAUAUGCUCCACACCGCAGGCGAAGGUAUCAAACAAACUGGCAACGCAGCUGGUGACGCAGCCGCUUUGAGUGCUUCCCACCACCUUAAGAAACCUAUUGUGAAGGUGGAACUCCAUGAACUAAACACUCUGGAGGAGGAGUGUAUGACGUAUAACCAUGAAGGCAAGACGGAGCCGGGGCUCGCCAGCGCGAUAGUCCCAACUGUGGAAGAGGCAGUUGUUAAAGAUCACCUGCUUCCAGUUUCACAGGCUCAGAACCCUCCUUUGAAGUACAAGCUCGAACAUGGACUGGGCGAAAACUCUGACACCGUCGAGAAGCGCACGGCUGAUGGGGAAACAUACAGUGUUCCGGCGCUUGCGUCAAGGAAUCCACAGACCGAUGACAAACUACCCCACCUGGAGUCAGGAGCCAAUGACCCGGACGAGCUUGAAAAGACUGCUCCGGGAACAAGGGCCCUGCUCAGGAAGCAUCCCGCUAGCAAAGUCGGCAAUAAAACGUGGGGUGUAUUGAACCCCCCUCCCCAUGUAGAUCCAGAGGGUUUUGAGGACCCGAUUUCUGAUGCAUUUUGGAAUAAUGUCUGGAACGCCUGCGCUACACAUAAUACUGAGAUUUAUCGCAAAGUUUUCCACGCUAUCCCUGAUGACCUCAUUGCGACGUGGAAGCAAUACAAAGAAUUCAUUGUUCACCACGAACGCUUCUCUAAGCUGGCAACGAGUGGUCAUUCAUCCCGCCCAGUAUCACAAGUACCCUCAGAGACAGCGUGCGAAGACGGACCAUAUCAAAAGGGAGGCUUGGCGGAUGCUGCUGAGGAGAGCCGUGAGACCUUUCAUACCAACGAUGGGAGCGACGGCGCCCCCUCCAGAGGUUCCCACCCCCUAGACAAGGACACUCGUAGCAGAAAACCUGUGAAUGGGAUAGAGCCUUUUACCAAGCAGGAGCGAGAUGAAAUGGAGGAGUUGUUGAAAGAUGUCCGUGGGCACCUUGUUGUGUAUCCCUCGCGAUUCUUGGAAGGAGAGGAUAUUGCAGGGAACUUCAUGUUCAAUGCAGAUAGGAUGCUACCUCUCCCGAUCUAUGCCUGA